Molecule: messenger RNA, 1512 nt
Organism: Diabrotica virgifera virgifera (western corn rootworm)
Lineage: Eukaryota; Metazoa; Arthropoda; Insecta; Coleoptera; Chrysomelidae
Product: zinc finger protein 239-like
Exons: 2
Coding region: 95-895 (266 amino acids)
Cellular component (GO): nucleus
Source: RefSeq, a predicted model, not a curated record
GUGUGUGACGUGUGACGUCGACGUGUGAUGAUAAAAUUAUUACUAUUACAUACAUAAAGACAUAAAAUAUUAAAAUAAAAUCAAUUUUAAUCAAAUGGAAGUAAAGCAAGAAUAUAGUGAGACCUGUAAAGUAGAGGUAGAGUAUAAAGAAAUGGAUGAUCCCCUUUCAGAUGGUUGUAAAUGUGAAAUUAAGGAGGAACCUAAAAGAGAAAGUACAGAUGUUAUGCUUGAUUGUUUAGUCUUACAGGAAUUUCCCAUAAAGAGUGAAAUAGAAGAAGAUGGAAAUGAGCUUACCUGUUUUAAAGAAGAAACUAGAGAAGAUUUUGCUCAGGAGGAGAACAAAAUGGAAAUUAUAGAAACAACAUACGCUGAUGAAGGAGCUUACAAUUGUGACAUUUGUUUUAAACAGUUUAGCAAAGCAGGUUCUUUAAAAAAACAUUUGGUAGUGCACACUGAUUUGCACAAGUGUGAAAUUUGUUUUAAGCAAUUUACUCAAAAAAGUCAUUUGACAUCACAUAUGAGAGUGCACACUGGAGAAAAGCCUUAUAAGUGUAAAAUUUGUUCUAACCAGUUUACAGAAGCAGGUACUUUAAAAAAACAUUUGAGAGUGCACACUGGGGAAAAAACUUACAAGUGCGACGUUUGUCUUAAGCAAUUUAGUGAAGCAGGAACCUUGAGAAGGCAUUCAAGGAUACACACUGGCGAAAAGCCUUACAAGUGUGAAAUUUGUUCUAAGAUGUAUAGCGAAUCAAGUAAUUUGAAAAAACAUUUGAGAGUGCACACAGGGGAAAAACCUUACGAGUGUGAAGUUUGUUUUAAGCAGUUUAGAGAAGUACAUCAUUUGAAAACACAUAUGAGAGUGCACACUCCGGAAACCAUACUGGGACCCCACUGAGAAAGAUAAGAUUUGUAGGUUUGGAUAGUUCUGUACAGAGAACAUCGAAAAAUGUCUUUAAUGAGCCAUCUACUAAAGAUAUUUCUAAAAAUCAUCCACAACCGAGUUUUUUUUAAAUUUGGAGUCUGCUAUUAGUAAUAAACAGAUGGGGUUCAGAAAAGGACUAGGUACUCGAGAAGCUCUUUUCGGUUUGAAUGUUCUUACACAAAGAUGCCUAGACGUUAAUCAAGACGUACAUGCAUGUUUUAUCGAUUUUGAAAAAGCGUUUGACAGAGUAGGGCACGAUAAGCUAAGAGACAUUUUUGAAAGAAAAGACAUAGUUAAUAAAGAUCUGCGAAUAAUUCUCAAUUUAUAUUAGAAUUAGAAAGCUAACAUCAAAAUAGAAAAUGAGGCAUCACAAGCAAUAGAAAUACGUAGAGGAGUACGACAUGGAUGCAUUUAGUCACGACUGUUAUUUAAUGCAUAUACUGAAAGGCCAGGAAUCCCUUUUGCAAGCAUACGAAGAAAUCGUAAUCAAUCGAAGGUACUAGUUUCAAGAAAAGUAGAAGAAUUACAACGAUUACUUCUUCUUUUGUACUUCUUUUUAAAAUAAAUGCUCAUGCAAAUUUUCAAAAUAA